Molecule: messenger RNA, 1888 nt
Organism: Oryzias latipes (Japanese medaka)
Lineage: Eukaryota; Metazoa; Chordata; Actinopteri; Beloniformes; Adrianichthyidae
Source: RefSeq, a predicted model, not a curated record
CUUUCAGUACUCAUCAUGUUGGUGAUGAACAUUAUUACAUGAUGUAAUGAUGAUGUCAUGAUUACAUCAUCACAUGAUGAUGUUGAUCAAAGAACAUGACAUCUAUGUGACAUCAGUUUUAUUGCCUGCAGAACCUUCAUAUAACCUCACUGAACAUCCAAAAUCCAUUUUUCAGUGACUUCAAGCUACGUCUAGCAAAGUACUGAAACGCUCGUUCCCAACGUUAAAGCUUUUUUUCAAGAUCAAACCUGCAAAUAUUUACGCUCUUUCUCAAAGAACACCGAAUAUUUCGUACAUCUCUGAUAAAAUGGCUUAUAACAACAGAAACAAAAAGAACUUUCAUGGCCAGAAGCCUAGGAAGAACCACCAUGGUGUUGGAUAUCCCCGCCAUUACGAUCACGGAUAUGACAAUCCCUAUCCAGUCGGGUUUAAUCCACAUGUAAAGCAGAAUUUCUCUGAUCCGGACUCCCUCAUCUCUGAGCUCAGAAAACAGAUCAGACUGGAAGAGGAAGAGAAACAUCGGCAGAUCCAACAGAAAGCAUUGGAAGCUGAAACAAUGCAGAAGAAAAAUGAAGCCUGCAGAUUAGAAAACCAGCUGCUGCAGGAAAAGAACAACAACCUGCAGAAACAGAACCAAGAAAUUCGUAGUCAAAACGAAGAUUUAAACCAAAAACACAGAGCAUUUUCUUGCAAUGAGACAUCUUUCAACGCACUGAAAGAAAAACUGCAAAAGAUGCGAGAAGAAGUUCAGAUUCUCAGAGACCAGAACCAAAAUGUGGAUUUGGAAGAAAUGCAGAAAGUGGUGACUGAAAGCCAGGGAGUGACAGAAAUGGUUAGAGAUGAGAACUCUACGCUGGUUCUGAAAGUGGAAAACCUCCAAAAGGAGAACAAUCAUCUGAAGACUCAACUGCAAGCAGCUCCCCAGCAUGAGGUGGCUCCUUUAACCAACACGCUGCCUGCAGAGGUGGAGGAGCUCAGAAAAACUCUUGAAGCUUCUCAGUUUGUGACGCAAAGCUUUAGAGAGGGGAACAUUAAGAUGAUUCUGGAAGUCCAGGAGCUUAGAAAAGCCAAGGAGCAGCUGAAGGAGAACCUCCAGAAAGCUUCACUACAACAAAAUGACUUUCCUGAAAUGAUCCAUCAGAUCAAUCAGACUGAUAAAGAGAGGAUAGAAUUAAGAGACCAGCUGUUUGAAGAAAUCAAAACCACAGAGCUGCUCAAAGAAAGCCUCUUUUACCUGGAGGAUCACGUGGAUGAACUGAAGGACAAAGUCACAAGUUUAGAAGGAAACACCACAGAGAGAAACCAAUGUUUGAACCUGGAGGACUAUGAUGUGAUAAUAGAAGAGGAAUGGAUAGAGGAAGAUGAAGAGAUGGAGGAAAAUAAAGAGAAAGAGGGAAAUGAAGAGAUGGUGGAAAAUGAAGAGAUGGAGGUGAAAGAACAAAAAGAAGAAAAUGUAGAAAAAAAUGAGCUGGUUUUAGAAAAAACUGAGGAAAUGUUGGAUGAAAGAGAAGCUCAAUUCAUGACCAAAAUGAAAGAAUUGGAAAAUUGUCUGCAAACACUCCAGCAAGAUGUUCCAAAGAAACCUAAGAAAGGGAAAAAUCAGGAAAAGAGAAAGAAAAAGGAAAAGAAAAACAAAGAAAGAAAUGAAAGGGUGAUUGAAGAAACGGAGGAAACAAUGAAGGACACAGAAGCUCAAAUUGUGACAAAAAUUGAAGAAUUGGACAAAGAUCUGCAAAACGUCCAGCAGAAAAAUACCAAGAAGAUGAAGAAAAAAGAGAAAAAUAAGAAAAAAGCAGAAAAAGACAAAGAGCAGAAAGAAAAACCUGUGAAGAGGUCCUCCUUCUUAAUGUUUUUCCGUAGACUGUUUGGUUUGAAGACUUAAACCAGA